AUGUUUCAUUCCGCAGGAAUUCUAUUGUUGGGCGUUGGCGCCGCAGUUGUUUCUGCUUCUCAGCGAUUACGCUCCAGCGCCUUUGGGGUGCCGGGUAUCGAUGCCUCCUUUGACUAUGUGGUCGUUGGAGGCGGCACAGCCGGCUUGACUAUAGCUGCCCGUUUAGCGGAAACGGCUUCAGUCGCUGUAAUUGAAGCGGGUGGCUUCUACCAGAUGGACAAUGGAAACCUCUCCGUUGUACCCCGUAACAGCUUAGUACAGGGAGUCAUUUCUAACGCAGAAGCUUUUCCACCGCAACCUCUGGUAGACUGGGGGCUAGUUUCCGAACCCCAACCGGGUGCUGGCAACUUGCGUUAUCAUUAUGCCCAAGGGAAGACAUUAGGAGGAUCAUCAGCCCUGAACACGAUGGGUUUUCACAGAGGCCCGAAGGGCGCCUAUGAACGCUGGGCUGAACUUGUUGGAGACCAGAGCUUCACCUGGGAUAACCUACUGCCCUUCUUCAAGAAGUCCUGUAACCUUACCCCACCCGACCUGGAAAAACGACAAGCCGCAAAUGCAACGCCGGUGUAUGAUCCACGUGCUUUCGAUAACGCUUUAGGGGGACCCCUUCAAGUUUCAUGGGCGAAUUGGGUUGAUCCAACAGUUAUUUGGAUUGCCAAGGCUCUGGAACAAAUCGGACUUCCAAUUAGCCCGACUGGCUUUAACAGUGGUAUAAUCACUGGCUAUAGUGGCUGGGGCACAUCAACCAUUGACCCAACGCAUGCUACAAGGUCUUCCUCGCAGACUUCCUUCCUGGAAAAAGCACUCGACGAGACAGAAAUCAUUGUCUAUCCUAACACCCAAGGAAUGAAAGUCCUUUUCGAUUCGAGCAAGAAAGCAACUGGAGUCUCAGUCUCAACUGCAGGUCUCGAAUAUACCAUAUCCGCAACCAAGGAAGUCAUUGUAUCUGCGGGGGUAUUCCACUCUCCUCAGUUGCUUAUGGUAUCCGGUAAGUCAUCAGGUCUUGACCCCCCGGAAGGUCGAAUUGCUCACUUUGAAUUAGGUAUCGGUCCUCAAGAUACAUUGCAAUCCAAUGGCAUCACCGUGGUCUCCGAUCUCCCAGGUGUUGGCCAGAACCUCUGGGACCCAAUAUUCAUGUUGGUCACUAACCAGGUCAACACACCAAGCGGCCCAUCCAUCCUGAUGGAUCCGGCCACUUCAGGACCAGCACUGGCGGACUACCUGGAUAAUGCAUCUGGUCCCUACAGCUCGGCUGGCGGACAUUUCUCCUUUGAGAAGAUACCGGAUAGUAUGAGGAACUUCACGAGCUCGACGGCAUCAGCACUCGCCGAGUUCCCCGCAGAUUGGCCGGAAAUAGAGUAUGAUAUCGCCCCAUUCCCGGGUCCAGAUAACGCAGUGAUUGGAGGCAUUGGGGCUACUCUCACAACAUUGUUCUCCCGUGGAAGCGUAUCAAUUGCCAGUUCAAGCAUGGCAACCCAACCACUUAUCGAUCUAGGCUGGCUUAGUAAUCCAGCAGAUGUGGAGAUCCUGGUAGCCGCGUUCAAGCGUUGCCGUCAACUGUGGAAUACUGAUGCUGCCAACUCCAUCAAAGUUGGACCCGAACUAGUUCCCGGAGCCACUGUCCAGACGGAUGAGGAGAUUGCGACAUAUAUCCGGUCGAACUUAUACCAAAUAUUCCACGCUAGCGCUACGUGCGCAAUGGGAAAGAGUAGCGACCCGAUGGCGGUCCUCGAUUCGGGCGCUCGAGUGUAUGGAGUUCAGGGGUUGAGAGUUGUGGAUGCUUCGUCUUUCCCUUUUGCAAUUCCAGGUCAUCCGCAAGCGUCCGUCUAUAUGCUUGCUGAGAAGAUCGCGGAUGCCAUUAAAAAAGGAAACUGA
Venustampulla echinocandica is the source of this 1875-nucleotide messenger RNA. RefSeq names its product FAD protein. The record is from RefSeq and is a predicted model, not a curated record. Gene Ontology annotation, biological process: secondary metabolite biosynthetic process. The coding region runs from base 1 to 1875 and encodes 624 amino acids. Gene Ontology annotation, molecular function: oxidoreductase activity, acting on CH-OH group of donors; flavin adenine dinucleotide binding. NCBI's taxonomy places the organism in Eukaryota, Fungi, Ascomycota, Leotiomycetes, Helotiales, Pleuroascaceae. The transcript is spliced from 3 exons.